UCCCCGCGGCGGGAAGGAGCCGCGCGCGCUCGAGGCCGACGCGAUCCGCAAUCGUUCUCGCCUGCGCCGCCGCCGCCGCCGCCGUCGCUGCCGCCUCGAGAGGAGCCGCCGCGGCCGUCCCUGCCGUCGCCGUUGGCCACCAUGUCCGCCCAGGCGCAGAUGCGGGCCCUGCUGGACCAGCUCAUGGGCACGGCCCGGGACGGUUCAGUGUAUCUUUGCCUGCCUACAUCAAUCUGCAAGGGAGUUGCAGAAAAGCCUCAUGUUCAUCGAGCCGAGAUGAAACCAGACAGAGGGUCAAGUUUACAGAUGACCGUGUCUGCAAGAGUCACCUUCUGGACUGCUGCCCUCACGACAUCCUGGCUGGGACGCGCAUGGAUUUAGGAGAAUGUACCAAAAUCCACGACUUGGCUCUCCGAGCAGAUUAUGAGAUUGCAAGUAAAGAAAGGGACCUGUUUUUUGAAUUGGAUGCUAUGGAUCAUUUGGAGUCUUUCAUUGCCGAAUGUGAUCGGAGAACUGAGCUUGCCAAGAAGCGGCUGGCAGAGACGCAGGAGGAGAUCAGUGCAGAAGUCUCUGCAAAGGCAGAAAAAGUACACGAAUUAAAUGAAGAAAUAGGAAAACUUCUUGCUAAAGCUGAGCAGCUGGGAGCUGAAGGAAAUGUGGAUGAAUCCCAGAAGAUUCUUAUGGAAGUAGAGAAAGUUCGUGCAAAGAAAAAAGAAGCCGAGGAAGAAUACAGAAACUCCAUGCCUGCGUCUAGUUUCCAGCAGCAGAAGUUGCGUGUCUGUGAGGUCUGCUCUGCCUACCUUGGUCUCCAUGACAAUGACCGUCGUCUUGCAGAUCACUUUGGGGGAAAGUUACACCUGGGGUUUAUUCAGAUCCGUGAGAAGCUUGAUCAGUUGAGGAAAACUGUGGCAGAAAAGCAGGACAAGAGAAAUCAGGACCGCCUGAGGAGGAGAGAGGAGAGGGAACGGGAGGAGCGGCUGAGUAGGAGAUCUGGAUCAAGAACCAGAGAUCGUAGGAGGUCACGUUCCAGGGAGAGACGUCGGAGACGGUCCAGAUCUGCCUCCAGAGAGCGACGGAAGUCUUCCCGGUCUCGGUCUCGAGACAGACACCGGCGCCACCGAAGCCGUUCCCGUAGCCACAGCAGGGGCCACCGCCGGGCCUCCAGGGACCGGAGUUCGAAAUACAAGUUCUCCAGAGACCGGGCAUCCAGGGAGGAGCCUUGGGGCUGUGGACGAAGCGAGCGUGGGGCUGCCGACUGGAGGCUUGAGAGCUCCAAUGGGAAGACAUCUUCACGGAGGUCAGAGGAAAAGGAGGCUGGCGAGAUCUGAACCCCCUACCUGGCACUGUAAAUAGUCUGAUAAAUGUUCAACACGGCCUCAUACAUUCUCCUUUAUAUUUACUGGAUGCGACUCGUCUUUUGUAGUUUAAAAUUUCUAUUGUUUUGGAGCUAGCCCUGCAUUUCUAGAGACAUACAGAGUUGCUCCUGUAUUCUGGGAUUACAUUGAGUAGGAAUAAAUAAAUCUGACAGUGCCUCCUGA
Messenger RNA from Sorex araneus (European shrew), 1538 nucleotides. RefSeq names its product LUC7 like (gene LUC7L). Gene Ontology annotation, cellular component: U2-type prespliceosome; U1 snRNP. Lineage: Eukaryota; Metazoa; Chordata; Mammalia; Eulipotyphla; Soricidae. The record is from RefSeq and is a predicted model, not a curated record. Bases 372 to 1328 code for a protein of 318 amino acids. Gene Ontology annotation, molecular function: mRNA binding. The transcript has 11 exons. Gene Ontology annotation, biological process: mRNA splice site recognition.